AUGUUGCCUUCAAGCCUGAAGUCGUAUGAGAACAGCUCUCUUAACUAUGUUUUCCCCAAGGGAAUGACUAUUUCUGUAAUCGGCUGUGGCGCUUUAGGAUCUGCCGUUCUCAGUCGCCUCAUGGAUGCAUGCGAAAACAUGCGGAAAAAAAGUAACGAGGCUCCAUUUGAUCGCUUCUUCGCUACCGUCAGUUGUGAGGAAUCACGCUCGAUGCUCUUAAGUAGGUUUUCAGAGCACCAGACACGCUUCCGUGCAUACUGCGGCGAAAAUGAUUUGUGGAUGGACGCUGCCGAUGUCGUCGUAUUAGCCUUUCGACCUUGCAUGAUUGACAAAAUCUUAAGCCAAAAUGGCGUGCGUGACGCCCUUGCCGGCAAACUUGUGAUCAGUUUGCUCGACGAAACUCCUCGACAGCGGUUGGAAAACGCAAUAUCACUAUCCCAAUCCUCUGCGAUGGGAGAGAAAAGAUCGUCCCUAUACAGCUCAAUAACAUAUGUACCGAAUGAAAAACCGCCAUACCUAAAGUGUGUUACCGUUGGUAAAGCUGUUGAACAUGGCAAAGCUGUUACGGUCAUUGAAACUACGCCCAUAGUCGGUGCUAAUGAAACUUUCGAAAAAUUGACCCGCUGGAUUUUUAAUCAGUGCGGAAAGACCAUCGAAACUGUUCCAGAAAAUUUUGGUAUCGGCAGUGUAUUGUCAGCCGCAUCUGCUGUAUCUUUAUCGGUAGCUGUCGAUGGCAUUCUUGACGCAGCUGUCUCACAAGGAUUAGAGCGAGCACAAGCGCGGGAAAUAGUCGGGCAAAGUCUUAUAUCUCUCGGUACGCUACUACAAAACAACAUGCGUCCAUCCGACUUGAGGGAAGAGGCUUGCCGUCCACAGGGCUCGACCAUCGCAGGACUGAUGAGUUUAGAAGAGGACCGCGCAAGAUGGGCAUUUUGCAAGGCUAUUAUCACCGAUUCUGAGCGCAGCAAACAAAUAAUAUUAAAUGCCACGCCAAGUAUAUGA
Messenger RNA from Blumeria graminis f. sp. triticale, 1002 nucleotides. Lineage: Eukaryota; Fungi; Ascomycota; Leotiomycetes; Helotiales; Erysiphaceae. The record is from the annotation of a GenBank genome assembly.